This is a messenger RNA of Pyricularia grisea, 618 nucleotides long. RefSeq lists its product as uncharacterized. Bases 1 to 618 code for a protein of 205 amino acids. The record is from RefSeq and is a predicted model, not a curated record. Lineage: Eukaryota; Fungi; Ascomycota; Sordariomycetes; Magnaporthales; Pyriculariaceae. The transcript has a single exon.
AUGGAUUCAGAUGUUCCCGGCGGCAAAUAUCUGGCGCAUGCGCAGGAGAAGAGGAAGCGUGAAGAAGAAAAGGUGCCUGUGAAGAAGUCACGGCGAACGGACAAGAGACAGCGCAUACAUGAUAGCGACAGCGACAAGUCGUGGGAUGAAGACUAUGUGCCACCGCAGAGGGAAAAGCGCUCAUCCAAACCGAAGCCGGAUACUCAGUCACCUGUUCCACCCGCUUCGGAUCUGAAGACUCAAGUCUCUGUGGCUGGAGCUCAGAAUUCAGAACAAGAAGCUCCGGCUAUACAGACAGAAUCUCCAGAGAUUAUUCAAGCGAGGGAAGAAAAGCCAUUGAUCUUGGAUGGUCUUCUGGGUGAUAUUAACAACCUCGCAGCAUCAGCUGCGAAAGUGGUCGCCCAAGUCAACGCGAUGCGAGGGGACGAAGCUCAAGAGAAUACACAGCUCAAGUCUAAAAUUGAAAACUUAGAGAACAGGAACGAAGAGCUCAGGCUUGAUAUCGUAAGGCUGAGGAAGAGGAGCCUGCACCUGUACAGGGAGAUGCAGCACCUGCGUAAUGAUGCUGCAUACGGCCGAGCAAUGCGGAAAGUACAUGACGAAAUGGCCGGACACUAA